Symbiodinium natans is the source of this 1065-nucleotide messenger RNA. The record is from the annotation of a GenBank genome assembly. NCBI's taxonomy places the organism in Eukaryota, Dinophyceae, Suessiales, Symbiodiniaceae.
AUGGAUCGCUUUGCUGGCGCCGUCGUUCUGACAACCAGCGCAGCUGCUGUAGUGGACCUUUCCGGACGCCACUACUGCCACCGGCAUGCAGACAGUGUCGUCAGAGUGUGUUCCGUGAGUGGUUGGACGUCUGACUUUUCUGCGGAGCUCUGCUGCCGGAAUGAUCCCCUCGUGGAGAAGACGUGCAUGUUUGACCCAUUCUUCUACACGAAGGCUGAGUGUUGCUCCUCUGGUUUCGCAGUACUGGAUCCGUACACCUUUUCGCUGGGCCCUUCACCCAGUUUCCCAAGAAGCCAAGAUUGGAGCAUUGGCCAUCCCUCCCAGACUCCGGAUCAGCUCCACUGGGAAGCCCUGAUCCGGUACGCUGCGAUCGACAAGACGAUUCCCUCACCAGUUGGAAGUAUAGGGCUGAGGGUCUUUAAAGGCGAUGUGCCAGACGUUCAAAUGUACAACCUCGAGACAUCUGGGUAUGUACCAUCCACCAUUUUGGAUGUUGGUGCCAACUAUGGUGGUGUUGCAGUGGCCCUUGCACGGCUGUACCCGCGUGCGCGACUGGUUGUGCUUGAACCGAACCCACUGCUGUGCCGCUUCUUGCUCUGGAACUUGCGCCGGCAUGGCCUCACGAAUCGAGUGUGGCCGCUGUGUGCAGGGGCCGCUGAAACAGCAGGCGAAGUGCUUAUGCAGCCUUGCAACCAGCCUUGGAUUGGAGCCCCGGUAAACACGUGUAUGAACCUGGCCAUGCGCACGUUCAGCACCGCCGCUGAUGCCUCGGCUGGACCUACUGUGAAGGUGCCAACGCUCACCCUGCAUGGCAUCCUGCAUGGCGUCGGCUGGACAAGUCUUGACCUGCUCAAGCUAGACUGCGAAGGCUGUGAGUGGCGUGCAGCAUUGGAUUCCGCCACUUGGCCGGCGCCGCUGGCCGCAGUUGGCGAGUUGCAUUUCGACUGCGCUGAUACUGCCUGUUGGCCUCCCAAGAAGCAGGCCCGCGACCAACGCAACUGCAGCCACGUCGCCCAGUUCAGCUCACUUGAGGAAAUGCGGGAGUUGAUACGCCGGUGUGCAUAG